AUGGAGAGACAGGGCAGCAACGCAGACCUGUACAGGUUGCGUUCCAACACGAAUAACACGGUCAAUGGACCUAAUGGGACUAAUGGGGCUAAUGGACCGUCAACUGGAACCAAGAGACAAAAUCUGGUGUUGUCAACAUCAUUCGUGUCCACCAGACGUUUUGACGACGGAACAGUAACCCCUACAAGUCCCCUACUUAUGAAACAUCGAAAUUCGACCAUUAACAGCCUUCGUUUGGAGGUGAAUCAGGUGGAGCAAGAGAUCGAGCGGUUAAGGAAGAAAAAACUGGAGCAGGAGCGAGUAGUGCAAACAUCGAACUCAAACGAUAUAUAUGUGGACGAAUAUUCAACAGAGCAUCUGGAGAACCGUUCUCUGCGACUUAGGGUCAACAAUGAACUCAAGGAGACAGAUCAACGGAUUAAACGGUUGCAGGAUCAACUGUCACUACUCAGAAUAAAGUUAAAGAGAUCGGAAGGUGGCUCCGGGGAGAUAAUAAAUUCGACGUUGAAUACAAACCAUAACCAAAGUUUGAUGGUACCCAAUGGGUCAACCAUAAAUAAUACAAUGGAUAUUUCUGAUAGUGGCUCUGAUUUCGAGGUCUCUGAUGAAGCAACGUACCGUCUAACCCCAACAAGAAGUAUACCAGCGUUACCUUUCCAUUCUGAUGAUGGAGAUCGUUCGUCGGACCAUUUGUCUGCAAAUGUGAUGUACGAGUCGUCAACAAAAGAGACGGCAACAUGGUUAAUAUCUGACCAUUUACAGAGUUUACAGGAUAUCAACGCCUCAGAGGACUUUAUAUUGCAAAAAGCAGAUGGAUUGGUUUAUUUGCUCGCAAAGAACCCUGAAAUAAAAGAGGAUCUUGUCAUUUCAGCAUUUGCAUCCACGAUACAAAACCUUCUGUUACAUGCAGACCAAAAAAUUCGGUCUGCCGGCUACAGGAUUGUACGGUAUUUAAUAUUGAAUGAAACCACAAUAGAUUAUAUGUUGAAGUUGCAUAUUGAUGUCUUUAUAACAAUGUCUUUAGGGAAGGACAACGCACACCAAGAGGAAAGAGAGCAAGCAUUGAAGCUCAUCAGAAGAUUUAUUGAUUUUAAAGGCUAUGGAAUAAAUAAAGCCAUCACACAAGCUAUUGUAAGUUGCAUAGAACAACCAGAAGACUCACUACGAUUAAUAGCAUUCGAAACACUUAUAGAGUUAACAUUCAUAAAUCCAACACUGGUGAAUGAUUGUAAAGCUUUCCCUAUUAUACAAAGCUUUAUUUUAGAUCCCAAUACGAAGAAUGAAGAACUAGCUAUUAACUCAAUGAUCGAAAUGUUGUCUUAUCCCGAAAUAAGACCCUAUUUUGUUAAAAACUUCCACACUGGGUACAUUCUUAGUGGGUUUUCGGACUAUCAAACAAAACUGACAGGAAGCUUAGAAAAAGUGCAAAGGUCAGUUAGAGUAGUUAUCCGGAUAUUACAAGAUUUCAACGGAAUCCUUUUGUUUGCAUUAAAUGACUGUCAAUUAUUAAAUCAAUUGAUAGCUUUUGCCCAGUCUCCGUUGCUGUUCAAACACAUUAUAAACAUUUUUCUCACCUCUUUACGAAUAAAAAAGAAUACACCAGAGCGAACAGACUGCUCACAAGUGUACCAAUAUGUGUACCUUUUGGUAGUCAUGAUGAAUAAGGCUGACUUUGCAAACAAAAUGAUGUUCUAUGCCGUUGAAUGUUUGCCAAAACUGGAUCCAUCGGUGAGAGAUAAUACAAGGCUUGUUUUAGCCAAAGUUUGCGAUGCUUCAAUGCAACUCAGUACAGGGGCUUCUAACUUUCAGGCAGUUAAGUUUCCAGAGCAGUUGAGCCAGUAUAAGUUGUUCCAUGAAACCUUUGUGUUCAAUAGCGCAAUUUACUCAACGAGAAGUAAGUUAGCUACCACUGCGACGCAAAAGAUAAUGCUUAAGUCUGCCGGAGAAAUGCAACUGAAUUCUUCCAAAAAGGACAUAGAUGAUAUUGGCUUUAAGAAGAUGGUAUUUGAUUCGAAAGUCCUUCAGACUAAGAACUACAGCUAUUGGAAUUGGCAGGUAAUCGGAGAGCUAUGUAGAAGCCCAUUACUGGACAGGAAACGCUUAGAAGAACUAUCUAGAAGUACCAAAUUCAUUCGGAGAAUGCUGGUAUUUUAUCGACCCUUUAGAUUCAGAUUCACUAGUGUUGCAUCCAGUGAUCCAAUGGCAAACACAUAUGUGGAGGUUGGUUGUCUUUUUUUCAGAGCGUUAUUAUCCAAUAACACUGGAUUAAGAAUUUUAGCGGAUGAUACAAAGAUCAUCCCACAAGUUGCUUCUGUUCUCUAUAACAAUAUGCAAGGACAUGCUGUGAAUGAUAUGCUCUUUACGGAAAGAGCAUUAAAAGAGAAAUUAUGCGGAGGAUAUUUUAAGAUCAUAUUUGGUGUGUUUACAGAGAAUAAUAAUGGAAUGUCAUUACUUGAAAAAUGGAACGUAUUUACCGUCAUCAAUCUUAUGUUCUCGAAAAGAUCAUUGUGCACUAAAUACUUAAUGUUAACGUUACCAGAGCUAAAUUUAGGUUAUUCCAGGUGCAAAAUGUUUUUAAAUAAAGCUCUUUUGGAUGAUAGGGAGAUGAUACGGUCUAUUGGUACUGUGACGCUUGGGAAAAAGUUACAGAAUUUGGACAAUGAUGAUUUGAUGCUGGAAGAGUAUUUGAUCAAGCUAACGUGCAGACAAUUGUACGACUUAGCCCCUAAUGUCGUUGCAGCUGCAGAUAAAAUUUUGUAUGACUAUUGCACGUACCAUGUGAACUCGUCCAACGUUCUUCAACCUUCUAUAAAGAACUGUUUGGACCAAUUAAUAUUUAUUGGGUCACCAACGUUACUAAAAUUAAUGGAAAACAGUGAGGGGUUCCAGCAAUUGAAUGGAUUAAAUUACAUCAACAGAGAACGGAUAAGGUGGAAGGAGUCUAAAAACCGAGAGUUCGUUCCUAAGGUGGAACAAUUCCUUGAACAAGAAAUACGGAAACCGGAUACUGUGUCCAAGAGAAGCUUCCCGUUGCACUUCUACCAAUUCUUAUGCAAACUGGAGGAAGGUGCUAAUCUUCUAAGCAAAUCAGACGACAUUAGACAGUUCAUUAUGGUGAUCAAGAGACACCUGAACGAUAUACGAGCCCAUAAAAACGUAACAUACGGGGAAAAAGAGAUGAUAGAAUUAAAAAGCUGUAUGUGGGCUUGUGGGUUUAUUGGCUCUACGGACUACGGGAUCAACUUGCUAGACAAAUAUUCGUUUGUUUCUGAUAUAGUUGAAUUGGCGAGCGAGAGCCAGUAUACAUGCAUUAAAAGCACUUCAUUUUACGUACUUGGGUUGGUAUCUUACACAAUGGAUGGGCGUGAGAUGAUCGAGGAGAUUGGGUGGGAGUCAAUCAUGGACACGCGGCAGCAACCGAUAGGAGUAUGUGUUCCAAAGGACGCUAGAAAAUUGCUUCAUUGGUCGGAUUUGGGUCCCGUGCAAAUGCCACCGAAGGAGAUUGAAAUGGAGUGGCCGGUUUUAAAGAGGAAUAAAAGCUCUCAGGGCCAAAGCCAAGGCGAGGAGGAUUUGAGCUCGAAUGUGGUUGUGUGCGACCAGGAGAUCCCAUUGGAGAACCUAUUGGAGUGGGAGCGUUCCGAGGCGUCAGUGAAUCCGAACCAGGAGGAGGAAGACAAACAAGAACUCGAUCGGGUUAUUCGCGAGAUCUCUCAAUCCAACGUGCAAAAUCUGCCACACGUAUUUGAAGACGACAAGAUCAACGACCGUAUCUUGCGGGUGGUCAGCGACAUGGGGAACAACAUUCUGUUGAACGGUGCGAUCAAGGAGAUCACGAGUCUUGAGACCAAGUACGGACCUGCACGUUUCCAGAGUCCGGAAAUGUUUGAGCAGAUAUUCAAGUUGAUGAGCGAGUACCGGUUCAAGCCAUCGGUGCGAAAGUUUUUGCUCGAGCUCUUCAUCAACAACAGAUCUGUCGAGAACUUAAUCCGGGCCGAGAGAAGAAGAAGAAGGUAG
Messenger RNA from Kluyveromyces marxianus DMKU3-1042, 4014 nucleotides. RefSeq names its product TORC2 complex subunit TSC11 (gene TSC11). The coding region runs from base 1 to 4014 and encodes 1337 amino acids. The transcript has a single exon. The record is from RefSeq and is a predicted model, not a curated record. Gene Ontology annotation, cellular component: TORC2 complex. NCBI's taxonomy places the organism in Eukaryota, Fungi, Ascomycota, Saccharomycetes, Saccharomycetales, Saccharomycetaceae. Gene Ontology annotation, biological process: TORC2 signaling.